Oikopleura dioica is the source of this 315-nucleotide messenger RNA. Lineage: Eukaryota; Metazoa; Chordata; Appendicularia; Copelata; Oikopleuridae. The record is from the annotation of a GenBank genome assembly.
AUGAACUUUUCCGCCCUCCUCUUUUGCACCUUUUUGAGCUCGAUCGAAGCAUACGCCCGGCUCAAUGUCAACCGAGGUUUCUACGAUCGCAACACCCGCAUGGUCGACAAAAGCCCACGAAUUCGAAGAAGCCCGUACUCCUACUGCAUCGACAUGAUUGAAGCUGAAAACCUCGGAUUCGAGCUCUCCGUGAAGGCGCAAGAAUUCAUCAUGAUCUGCUCGCACAAAUUCAACCUCGAGCGCAAAAACCUCAACUACCGAAUGAUGGCAUUUAUGGAAAGAAAUCCCAACAAACCUUAUGUGUACCUGUCCUAA